Mucor velutinosus is the source of this 1611-nucleotide messenger RNA. RefSeq lists its product as uncharacterized. NCBI's taxonomy places the organism in Eukaryota, Fungi, Mucoromycota, Mucoromycetes, Mucorales, Mucoraceae. The coding region runs from base 1 to 1611 and encodes 536 amino acids. The transcript is spliced from 7 exons. Gene Ontology annotation, cellular component: plasma membrane. Gene Ontology annotation, molecular function: sucrose:proton symporter activity. The record is from RefSeq and is a predicted model, not a curated record.
AUGACCCUCAGUCAUAGCGAAAACUCACCUUUACUACAGCAGCAAAAGCCCCCUCUUUCCAGGCCAAAAAAUAGAAGAAGACGAUCUUCGUUUGAUCCGUCUACCUAUAACAGCAUUGGCACCAUUGCGGAUACGCCUUCCUCUCAGGAUGUGGCAAGAGAAGCUGGCCUUGGUUUGAUGCAACUAUUAGGUCUCACCAUUUGCAUGGCCGGCGUGCAAUUUACAUGGACAGUUGAGCUAUCUUACGGUACACCAUAUCUGUUAUCACUUGAUCUAUCCAAGGAAUUGACGGCUCUCGUCUGGCUGGCUGGUCCCUUGUCUGGUUUGCUUGUACAACCCCUUAUUGGCGCUUUCAGCGAUAAAUGUACCUCAAGAUUUGGUAAACGCAGACCUUUUAUCGUAGUGGCAGGUAUCUUGACCUGUCUGUCCAUGAUUGGCGUUGCUUAUGCCAAAGAAUUUGGUGCCUGGAUUGCUCGUUCCUUUUACGCUCCCGAGAACUUUGAGCAAUCUGCUCAUCUCUACGCCAUUGUUGUUGCCGUCUCAUCCUUCUAUUUCCUGGACUUUACCUUGAAUGCAGUGCAAGCCAUUUGUCGUGCUUUGAUCUUGGAUGUGCCACCGCUUUGGCAGCAGGAAUACGCCAAUGCUUGGAGUGCACGCAUGAGUAACUGUGCUAUGGUCAUUGGGUAUUUUGUAGGAUUCAUGGAUCUGGUAAAGUAUUUCCCUUGGAUGGGUGAUUCUCAGAUCAAGGUGUUUUGUAUUGUGGCCAUGGCAGUAUUUGUGGCGACAUUGGCUGUAACAUGUAUCGCUGUCCACGAGAAGCAACACGUAGAUACAGAGGACCAGGACAAUGUGCCGUGGUACCAUACAUUCCAUUACAUUUGGCGUGCUUUCCGAUUCUUGCCAAAACCAAUCCAGUCCCUGUGCAAUACACAGUUUUUUGCCUGGAUGGGAUGGUUCCCAUUCUUGUUUUACAGUACACAAUGGGUGUCAGACCUCUAUUUUGCCUCACACCCCGCUACUUUGCCAGGUGAUGAUAACUGGGCUGAAGGCACCCGUGCUGGAUCCUUUGCUCUCUUGUGUAAUUCCAUGGUCUCCGUCGUUGCCGGCAUGGUUAUACCUGCACUCGUCAUGCGUUUCGAGAAAAAGGGUGUCUGGUGGCUAUCGUUACUGAAUGUGUACACUUGCUCCCAGCUGAUCAUUGCAGGCUCCCUACUUUCGGCUUGGUUCAUUCGUUCUGUUACUGCAGCAACCAUCGUCUUGGCUAUUAUGGGCAUUCCGUGGGCCAUUGUGCUCUGGAUCCCAUUUUCCCUGGUGGGCGAGUAUGUGAGCUACGAAGAUGAACGUCGCAAAAAGCCCUCCACACAGCAUCCGCUAGAGGAUCAGCAAGAUGAAUUUGAUGCUGGCAUGAUCUUGGGUGUCCAUAACAUGUACAUUGUCUUUCCCCAGUUUGCAGUAGCCAUCAUCUCAUCGGUCAUCUUUGCAGCCUCAGAAAAAGUCAAAGACCCCAAUGACCAAGGCCGAUCCAAUGUGUCCACUGUGUUGGCUUUUGGAGGUCUUAUGGCUUUGAUUGCUGCUAUUAUCAGUAGAUACAUUGUUCGUGUAAGCAAGUAA